AUGUCCUCGCUGACUCGGACGGGCGGGCUGCAGUCGACUGUCGCGCAGAGCCGCGACCCGUCGACGAUGACUGCACUCGGAUCCACACUCACGAUGUUAUACGCGCUCGGACAGUCCAGCCUCGCGCGCUAUAACCGCGCCAACCCGCGCGCGUCCACACGCGGUUACGCGCGGCCCUUGAAGCUACCCAGGUUCCGCGCGACCGCGGCGAGGGCUGCCGCGGCGGAUACCCAGACGCGAAUCGGGUUCAUCGGCGCCGGGUCCAUGGCGGAGGCGAUGGCACGGGGGUUCGUACAAGGCGGCGUCGCGACCGCAUCGGACAUCUCCGUGUCGCCGUCCACCGACCCGUCUCGCAACGCGUCCUGGAGCGAGGACGUGGGGGCGAACGUCUUGGGUUCCAACGUGGAGGUGAUGGAGUCGUCGGACGUCGUGUUCCUGACCGUCAAGCCCCACGUUCUGCCCGCCGUGCUGGACGAGAUCGCCGAUGUGGUGGACCCGAGCCGUCACCUGCUCGUCUCGGUGGCCGCGGGGGUCCCCGUCGAGUUCAUCGAAAAGACGCUCCGCAAGGCGACGGAGAAGAAGAACAAGAAAAACACGAAGGAGAUGAGAGUGACGGUUGUCGACCACGGCGACGCGAUGGACGGCAUGGAUGAAGAUUCGGACUCCGACGACGAGGACGAGAUGGACGAUGAAACGAAGAUGAAGAUGAAGGAGGAGAAGAAGAAGCGCAAACAGCUGAAGAAGCUGAAGAGUCUCCUGGAGGAUGGCGUCAUCACGCGAGACGAGUUUGAAGCCAAAUCCGCAGCCGUCGGACCGCCUGACCCGACCAUCAUGCCGGUGGAAACGGAGGAGGAGCGCAAGCUUCGCAAGGAGCAGAAAAAGGCGAUGAAGAUGCAGGAGAAGGAGGAGAAAAAGGCGAUGAAGAUGCGGGAGAAGGAAGAGAAGAAACUCGCAAAGGAGGCGGAGAAGGAUGAGAAACGGAGGUCUCGCCCGAGAGUCGUGCGCGUCAUGCCCAACACGCCUUGCAUGGUCGGCGCCGCGGCGUCGGUCGCAUGCGUGGGUGACGAUCCCGCGGAUCCCAUGCUCGCAGCCGCAGACCUCGACGGUGUCGUUCGACUCAUGCGCGGUUGUGGCGAGUGCGUCGUGGUCCCGGAGAGGCUCAUGGACGCCGUCACCGGAGUGUCGGGCUCGGGACCCGCGUACGUCUUCCAGUUCAUCGAGGCGCUCGCCGACGGCGGCGUCGCCGCGGGUCUGCCGAGAGCCGACGCUAACCUUCUCGCCGCUCAAACGGUCAUGGGAGCGUCUAAGAUGGUGUUGGAGACGGGAUCGCACCCCGGUGAGCUCAAGGACAAGGUUUGCUCGCCGGGAGGCACGACUAUUCGAGGGGUGCACGAGCUCGAGAAGGGAGGCAUGCGCGCCACGGUCAUGAGCGCGGUCGUGGCGGCGGCGGCGCGGUCCGUAGAGCUGGGCAAGUCGAGUAAGGAAAAGGAGAAGAAGAAAUAGCAUCGUUUCCGGUAUUAAUAAGAUGUCGUCGCUUGCUCGGUCGAUCGAUGGGGAUGAUGCCUAGAGCUCAUCCUUGGGAGCCUCCUGAGCCUCGGCCUCGGGCUCGGUCUCGACGUCGGGCUCCUCCACCUCGGCGUCAGCCUCGACGCCGAGGUCGCGGCGGACCAUGUCGAAGAGCCUGCCGGCGAAGCCCUUGGGCUCCUCGAACAUGAAGCCGCUCUCCAGCAACGCCGUCUCGUACAUGAUGAGCGCCGUCCUCUUAGUGUCCUCGUCGCCGGCGUCGUCUUCGGACUUUUCCUUGAGCGCCUUGAUGAUGGGAUGGCCGGGGUUAAUCUCGAGCGUCUUGCGACCGCGCAUGUACGCCAUGCGCCCGUCGUCGCUGAGCGCCUGCGCCUUCAUGAUGCGCUCCAUGUUGGCGGACCAGCCGUAUUUGCUGGUGACGACAGAGCACGGAGUGGUGACGAGGCGGUUGGAGAUCUUCACAGCCUCCACCUCCUCGGAGGGGAGGAUCUCCUUCCACCACUUGGUGAAGUCCUUGAAUUCCUCCUUGACCUUCUUCAGGCGAGCCUUGGCGGCUUCCGUGUCGUCGCCAAACUUGAGAUCAUCCUUGGACGCGUUGGAGAACUUGAAGUCGUCAAACUCGGUCAGGUUCUGCAUGGUGUACUCGUCGAUGGGAUCGGUGAAGUAGAUCACCUCGAGAUCCUUCUGCAGGAGCUUCUCGAGGAAAGGAGACUUCUCGAGCGCCUCGCGCGACUCGCCCGCGAGGUAGUAGAUGGACUUCUGGCCGGGCUUCAUGCGCUCCACGUACUGCUCGA
Molecule: messenger RNA, 2318 nt
Organism: Micromonas commoda
Lineage: Eukaryota; Viridiplantae; Chlorophyta; Mamiellophyceae; Mamiellales; Mamiellaceae
Product: pyrroline-5-carboxylate reductase
Exons: 1
Coding region: 1-1503 (500 amino acids)
Biological process (GO): L-proline biosynthetic process
Molecular function (GO): pyrroline-5-carboxylate reductase activity
Source: RefSeq, a predicted model, not a curated record